Molecule: messenger RNA, 1089 nt
Organism: Coccinella septempunctata (seven-spotted ladybird)
Lineage: Eukaryota; Metazoa; Arthropoda; Insecta; Coleoptera; Coccinellidae
Exons: 1
Coding region: 1-1089 (362 amino acids)
Source: RefSeq, a predicted model, not a curated record
AUGUGGCAGGCAAUGGAGGAUCUAGGGAUAGGUGCAAAUCUUAUUAUGGCUGUUAAAAACUACUAUAAACAGAACCAUGCUAGAAUUAAAUUAGGGAAUAAGCUGACUCAUUCCUUUGAAACCUCAAAAGGCCUGAGACUGGGCUGUUGUCUGUCCCCAACUCUCUUCAAGAUUUAUUUGGACAGAUCCCUAGUGAGAUGGACAAAAAAAUGCAGGAAUAUGGGAAUGAAAGUGGGAGAUGAUAACCUGUUCACGUUAUACUUUGCUGAUGAUCAGAUCGUAGUAGCCGAAGAUGAAGACGACCUUGCGUAUAUGGUCCGAAAACUGAGGGAAGAAUAUGAAUUGGCGGGAUUGACCCUGAAGAUGUCCAAAUGCGAAUACCUCAUAGUGGGCGACGAAGAAAUCAAAAAUCUGAACUUGGACAAUGAAAUGAUUAAGGGAGUGGAAAAAUGCAAGUAUCUGGGGGCUAUUCUGAAUAAACAAGGGAACAGUAAGGACGAGAUACAGGAGAGAAUCAAUAAAGGAAGAACCGUUACACGCACACUUAAUUCUCUGCUGUGGGACAAAAAUAUAACUAAGAGUACCAAGAAACAUAUAUACAGAAGUAUGGUGCAAAGUGUAGCACUGUAUGGGGCGGAAGUGUGGGAUGUAUCGCAGAUAAAUAGGAGAAAGAUUAUGGCAACCGAAAUGGAUUUCCUUAGAAGAAGCUGUAGACGAUCAAGAUUAGAAAGAGUUAGGAAUGAAAUUAUAAGAGCAGAAAUGGAUAUGGGUCGGUCAAUAGCGGAAGAGAUUGAAAGAAAGCAAUUGGUUUGGUUUGGACAUGUAAAGAGAAUGCUAGACGACAGAUGGCCCCGAAAGGUUUUAGAAUGGGUACCACCAGAACGAAGGAAGAGGGGAAGACCACGGAGAAGUUGGAGGGACGAUGUGGAAGAGGCGAUGUCAGCCAGAGAUCUGGAGGAGGAUACAUGUCACGACAGGAAAAGAUGGAAGUUGGGACGGAGAAACGGCGACAGCUGUAAAGAAUCCGUGAUAUAUAUAUAUAUUAUUCUUGUUUUAUUUUCAGAAAAAAAAGAGAGUUUCAUGGGAUGA